AAAUUGCAAAUUAAGCAGUUAGCAGCAUAAACAGCAGACGACGAAGAUGGGUGCGAUGGUGGCGCAAAACCCAGGCAUUUUGCCUUUCAAUUGGAAAUCAACAGUAUCUCCUACACGCCUUACUACUACUUUCACUUCAUUGCCUGUGCGUUGCUCCUCGUUUUCUUCUACACGAUCCCUCAGAUACGCAGUUCUUGGCGCUGGCUUUGCUGGCUUAUCCGUGGCUUGGAAUUUGCUUCGGCAUGGUUCCAAGGACUCGCAUCUUUGUGUUGAUAUUUAUGAUGAAGCUGCUGUUGGUGGAGGUGCAUCUGGAAUUGCUGGUGGGCUUCUGCAUCCAUAUUCGCCUAAAGUCAAGCUUCUUUGGAACGGUGCAGAGUGCUGGGACGAGACUUUGAGUCUCUUAAAUAUUGCUGAACAAGCACUUCUUAAGCUGGUAAAUCAAGGAGAGGGUAAAAUUUUGGAAGAUGGUGAAUCUGCUAUAGUUAGGAGAAGGGGGAUCUUGAGGCCAGCUGUCAAUCUAAAGAGCAUGAAUAUAAUGUCAGAGAAUGCUCAGAACUAUCUUGCCAAUUGCAGAAUAGAGGUCAUCAAUGAGGAUGCUGCACAAAAGCUUGUCCCAAAUUUAUCUGUGCCAUUGAACAUGGCAUUUUAUAUGCCUGAAGCUCUGAAUGUUAACGCUCAACGUUACCUCAAGGGUCUUUACUUAGCAUGUGAAAAUCUAGCUAAUGGCACGUCAACCUUGGGCCAUUUGAACAGAGAAUUGAAUUUUCACCAGAAAUCCGUCCCCUCUCUGCUGGAACUUUCUGGGGACUAUGAUGCAGUGAUUAUCUGCUUUGGAGCCCGGGCAGCAUUUCUUCCAGAGCUAUCUGGAAAACUGCCUUUGAGAGCCUGUAGAGGAGUCAUUGCUAAGCUGCAACUUUCCGAUGAUAUAAGGGAAGAUUAUCCACCACACAGUCCCUCGAUUCUGUCAGAUGCCUGGCUUGCUGUCCAUGGAGCUCGACACAUGGAUCUGGGAUCAACAUGGGACUGGGAAUCAAGGACUUACUCUAGGGAUGUUACAGCUGAUGAAGCUUCCGAGGCAGUUAAAGUGCUUCUCCCAAAAGCAUGUUUGGUGUAUCCAGCAAUAGAAAAGUGGGCCAUAACUGGAACUGUUGGAGGGCUGAGGGGGAUGCCGCCUGUCACUGCCAACGGAUCACUUCCUCUUCUGGGUUGCGUAGACAAGUACAUUGAUGGAAGCCGUUCUUGCAAAUACUGGCUGUUUACUGGCCUCGGAGCGAGGGGUCUGCUCUACCAUGCUUGGCUUGGAAAACUGUUGGUUCGGGCCGUGCUUUCCUGCAACGAGGAUUUGCUUCCUGUGGAGUUGACCUCAUGGAAGCAUAAAGUGCACCGAUAACUAUGUAGGAAUAGAGAUUAAUCAAAUUCGAGAGCGUGUUCUCAUGAAAAGAGUCAAUGAUGAAGAAAAGCUGAAAAUUUAGGGCGAAAUGUAAAGCUUUGCUUCUUUUGCAUACUUAUACCUCCACUAUUUUUUUUAUUUGGGGGAUUAUACUUCAACAUUUGAAAAUUGAAAUAGAUGUUACUAGUCAGAAAAA
Salvia miltiorrhiza (redroot sage) is the source of this 1586-nucleotide messenger RNA. RefSeq lists its product as uncharacterized. The coding region runs from base 47 to 1390 and encodes 447 amino acids. The record is from RefSeq and is a predicted model, not a curated record. The transcript has 9 exons. Lineage: Eukaryota; Viridiplantae; Streptophyta; Magnoliopsida; Lamiales; Lamiaceae. Gene Ontology annotation, cellular component: cytoplasm. Gene Ontology annotation, molecular function: oxidoreductase activity.